UGCACUCCAUAUAUUAAAAUUUUAACUAUAAACAAAAGCAUAUUAACUAGUCAACUGCAUCAUCGAGAAAUAUCAUGUACCGGGAGUUAUAUUUAGUUUAUUGUGUACUUCUAGUGAGCAUCUUCUCUCAUGAGACUUUUAAACCAAGACAAUACGAAAACUUUGAAGAGUUCUAUAAUAUGGUACAAAGUAAUAUUUCUGCUGCUCAAAAUUAUGUGAUUCCAAAAGAUAAUUACGACUUGGUCAAAACAGUAAAUUCAACGACAGUUGAGUAUGGUACGUAUGAUUUCAUCAUUAUUGGAGCUGGUGCAGCAGGUGCAGUAGUAGCCAACAGAUUGUCCGAAAUUCACAGUUGGAAAAUCCUGCUUUUAGAUGCAGGAGGGGAUUAUGAUGAUUUCAACAAAAUAAUUGGCCUGCUUCUUUACGAGACGUUUUCUCCGAAGACAUGGGGCUACAAUACAACGGUUCAAAAAAACGGAUGCUUAGGAAUGAAGAAUCAACGAUGUUUUUUGCCUCAAGCAAAAGUUAUUGGAGGUGGAACAACUGUCAACGGUGCUGUUUAUGCCAGAGGACAUCCAGAAGACUUUAACAGAUGGGUAUUUGUUUACAAUAAUUCUGGAUGGUCUUACGACGAAGUACUGCCGUACUUUAAGAAGUCAGAAAAAGCUGUGUUUGAACCUAGAGAUAGAUUUUAUCAUGGCGACAAUGGAUAUGUUACUAUCAGUCAGCCUCCAGUUACUUCAAAUUUGGUAUCCGGCGGAGUUAAUUCGGCUCAAGUGCUCCUGCUCUCUGGAAUAGGCCCGGAAAAGCAUUUGAGGGAGGUAAACGUACCGUUGGUUAAAAACCUGCCUGUGGGAGAGUAUUUGCAGGACCAUGUCAUGUUUAUCGGCUUGGCAAUCAGGACCAACGUCAUUUUUUACAAUGACACUUUAAGAGAACUUUUAAUGAGGUAUAGAAGAAAUCAGCGACCCUUGAUUUCAUUAUUCGACAGUAUUGCUUUUACAAAUAUCGACAAAGAUACUAAAAAACGGCCGGAUAUUGAAUAUCUUGUGACAGUUCCGCAAAAUCUAACAGACAGGGCUUCGAUAUACAGCAGCCUUAACGAUGAAUACUUGGCUGCUAUAAAAAUCAACACUACAAGUGACUUGAUAAUGUUGACGAUAUUGAUGCAUCCGAAAUCACGUGGUACGGUGAAACUUCAAUCCAACAGUCCCUUGGAUGUGCCCUUGAUCGAUCCUAACUACUUGGCUGAAGAAGAGGAUAUCGAAAAGUUGUACCAGGCAGUGAAAUUUAUUGUGAACUUGAACAAUACCGAGGCAUUUAGGAAGCACGGAGCACAAGUGGUGGCAUUUGACUAUCCAAAUUGUGAAACAUUUAAGAAAUUUAGUAAGGGUUGGUGGCAGUGUGCCAUAAGACAUAUGAGUACUACGGUCUAUCAUCCAUCGUCUACCGCCAGAAUGGGAUCAGAUCCAUCAGUAUCAGUGAUAAACACUAAUCUACAAGUGCACGGCAUUUCCAAACUGAGAGUUAUUUGCAGUAGUUCGAUGCCUGAGGUGAAUACUGGACAUCCCUCAGCGCCCAUAAUCAUGAUAGCUGAGAAAGCCUCAGAUAUAAUUAAAAAAUAUUACUGCAGUAAUCCUAGCAAGCAUUUGGUCAGUAUAUCUUCUAAUGAUGCUUCCAUCAGAUGUUUCGACUCGAUAGCUCAAACGACCUGUGCUUUGAACUAUAGUGGAAGGAAUCCAUUUCUUUCCAGGUCUGAAUGGUCGGGCAUAGACUUUGUCAUCUGGAUUAUCACUUUAUGA
Molecule: messenger RNA, 1802 nt
Organism: Sitophilus oryzae (rice weevil)
Lineage: Eukaryota; Metazoa; Arthropoda; Insecta; Coleoptera; Curculionidae
Product: glucose dehydrogenase [FAD, quinone]-like
Exons: 10
Coding region: 75-1802 (575 amino acids)
Molecular function (GO): flavin adenine dinucleotide binding; oxidoreductase activity, acting on CH-OH group of donors
Source: RefSeq, a predicted model, not a curated record